This is a messenger RNA of Vigna umbellata (rice bean), 1672 nucleotides long. RefSeq names its product NAD(P)-binding Rossmann-fold superfamily protein. Gene Ontology annotation, cellular component: cytoplasm; cytosol. Gene Ontology annotation, molecular function: UFM1 activating enzyme activity. The record is from RefSeq and is a predicted model, not a curated record. Gene Ontology annotation, biological process: protein ufmylation. NCBI's taxonomy places the organism in Eukaryota, Viridiplantae, Streptophyta, Magnoliopsida, Fabales, Fabaceae.
CACUAACCAAAGCAAGUAGCGGCAGCACCAGGGAGAGUUGAAGUUAGAGCCUAUGCUGGUGAUCCUAGUGGACUCAUAGGCUUAGAUACAAUAACAGGGAGCCAAGCCACCUCUCUCUGACUACAGCGCCAACCAUCAAUACAUUGCUCUAAAACUUCAAAUUCAGGGUUUCUGCAUAUUCCAAAUUUCCAACUAUCCACAGAAACCCGCGAUCCGCACAAAACAGAAUACAGGCGUUUGAAAAACGCUGUUGAUUCCAGAGCGAGAUGGAGGUCGAACUCAAACAGUUGAACGCCGAUCUUCAAUUUCUGAGUCAAUCGCUUCCCGAUCCAUCUCACCAUGCUUUGCUCGACAAGAUUCAAUUGCGUGUUGAGGAACUUGGCAAGCUUGCAGCGGCUGCACCUGUUCGACGCUCCAAAGUCGAGGAUAUGAGUGCUGAGGUUGUAGAUAGCAAUCCUUAUAGUCGGCUUAUGGCACUUCAGAGAAUGGGUAUUGUGGAGAACUAUGAAAGAAUACGCGAUUUCUCCGUUGCCAUAGUUGGGAUAGGUGGUGUAGGAAGUGUUGCAGCUGAGAUGCUGACUAGAUGCGGCAUAGGUCGACUUUUGUUGUAUGAUUAUGACAAAGUGGAGCUUGCAAACAUGAAUAGGUUGUUCUUUCGUCCAGAUCAGGUUGGUUUGACUAAGACUGAUGCAGCUGUACAGACUCUUUCAGACAUAAACCCUGAUGUUGUACUAGAGAGCUAUACACUGAAUAUCACAACCGUCACAGGUUUUGAAACCUUUAUGUCAAGUUUGAAAAAAAAGUCAUUUUGCCCAAAUAAAGAAGGGAGUGGCGUGGAUCUGGUUUUAAGUUGUGUGGAUAAUUACGAAGCAAGAAUGGCUGUUAACCAGGCCUGUAAUGAAUUGAGUCAAACAUGGAUGGAGUCAGGUGUUUCUGAGGAUGCUGUUUCUGGCCAUAUUCAAUUACUUAUUCCUGGUGAAACUGCCUGUUUUGCUUGUGCCCCUCCUCUGGUUGUUGCAUCUGGGGUAGAUGAACGCACACUCAAGCGUGAAGGGGUCUGUGCUGCCUCUUUACCCACCACUAUGGGGGUUGUUGCUGGCCUUCUAGUCCAAAACACACUAAAAUUAUUGUUAGGCUUUGGACAAGUCUCUCCAUAUUUGGGAUAUAAUUCUCUAAAGGAUUUUUUUCCAACUAUGCAAAUGAAGCCAAACCCUCAAUGUUCAAAUGUUGCUUGCUUGAAAAGACAGGAAGAAUACAUGCUUGCAAAACCAGCAAGAGAUGCUGCAGCCAAAGCAAAAAUGGAAGCUGAAGUACUAUCAACUGAGGAAGUGCCACUUCACGACGAUAACGAAUGGAAUAUAAGUGUUGUUGAUGACGUUGAGCUGGAUGGUCCGGAUACCAGAAGUUCAGAUGUUCUGCCGGAAGGUCUCACACAUGAACUUCCUAGUGCAGACGAGUUUCAUGAGGCAACUCCUGACGCUCCAGUAGCUGACAAUGACGACCUUGAAGAUCUUCGUAGGCAACUUGAAGCCAUUAAUUCUGCAUAGUAUAGUGUCAAAAUAUUUUUGCCUUUUUUAAAGGAAAAAAUUUCUGAACUUAAUUGUUCAAUUGAGCCAGAUUAACUUUGAAAAUUGAGAAAACUAAUGUUAAAUUAUUGACUAUUUUGACAAUC